AUGGAAAUCCAUUUGAAAACCCGCCCCCUUCUACUCUCCCGCAAGUAUGCCGAGCAAGCACUGCACACACAUUCUAGACCUCGAUCUAAAGUGACACAGAAACCACACAUCUUACAAGAUCUUCAUAUCGUCUUCACACAUCCAGACUACCGACGCAGAGAGGUUGGUCAACAGUUCAUGAACUAG
Molecule: messenger RNA, 186 nt
Organism: Botrytis porri
Lineage: Eukaryota; Fungi; Ascomycota; Leotiomycetes; Helotiales; Sclerotiniaceae
Exons: 3
Coding region: 1-186 (61 amino acids)
Source: RefSeq, a predicted model, not a curated record